CUCUGUUUCUUUUUAAACAAAUGCAUACCCAAAACUCUAACUCAAUAAGAUUAUUCAUUCUUUAAGCACAAAAAAACAACCAUGGCUGUUAUUUUUUCAGGGAAAUAUUUUCCACUUCUUAAUCUCCUACUCAUAUUCAUCAUUUUUACUAAUCAAGCCAAAGCCAACAACAACCCACAAAACUUCCACUAUUUCUGUGAUCACAGCAACGAGAGAGGUAACUACACAACAAACAGCACCUACGAAACAAACCUCAACACACUUUUAUCCACUCUCAUUUCCAACACACAAAUCAAUUACGGUUUCUACAAUUUCUCAUUCGGCGAAAACAUAAACAGAAUCACAGCCAUUGGAUUAUGUAGAGGAGAUAUAAAACCUAACGAUUGUCAUGACUGCCUCAACAAAUCCAAAGCAAAUCUCACACAACUUUGUCCAAACAAAAAGGAAGCAAUUGGUUGGUACGAGGAUGAAAAAUGCAUGUUGCGUUACUCAGACCGUUCAAUAUUUAGCCUCAAUGAAAUUGGACCUGCAUAUUUUGCAUGGAGCUUACAAAAUGCAACUUCGUUAGAUGCGUUUGAUGAAGCAGUUGAAAAUUUGUUACAAAUACUUAAAAUUGAUGCUGCUGCAGGUGACUCUAGUCGUAAAUUUGCUACAGAAAGUGAGAUUGUUGGUAUAGAUAAUAAAACUAUAUAUGGUCUUGCUCAGUGUACACCUGAUUUAUCUGGUCCACAAUGUGCCAAUUGCUUGAAUGAGUCUAUUACAGAAAUUUCAAGAUGUUGUAAAAAUAGGAUUGGUGCUAGAAUUGUUAGACCUAGCUGUAAUUUGAGGUUUGAAACUUCAUUUCAAUUCUAUCAAACUAUAGCAGAUUCACCGUCACAACAACCUCCAUCACCAAUACCAUCAGCAUCACCUCAUUCCUCUGAUCAAGGUAAGAACAAUACGUCGUCAGGAACUGAAGUGGAUAUGAUCCCGUUGUUGUUGCUGCUGCUGUGCUCGUUGUUAUAUGUGCUUGUUUAAGAAUAUACUCACUCAAAUGUAGGGAAAAAAAAUAAAAAAACACACCAAUUAAAAAAA
Molecule: messenger RNA, 1074 nt
Organism: Medicago truncatula (barrel medic)
Lineage: Eukaryota; Viridiplantae; Streptophyta; Magnoliopsida; Fabales; Fabaceae
Product: cysteine-rich repeat secretory protein 38
Exons: 2
Coding region: 82-1017 (311 amino acids)
Source: RefSeq, a predicted model, not a curated record